Penicillium olsonii is the source of this 1101-nucleotide messenger RNA. The record is from the annotation of a GenBank genome assembly. Lineage: Eukaryota; Fungi; Ascomycota; Eurotiomycetes; Eurotiales; Aspergillaceae.
AUGCCUUUUCUUGGUCGUGAUAAGGGUCGCUCCAGGUCGCGCAGAUCCGAUGAUGAGUUUGUUGUCUUCCUGCAAGGUAUUCCAUCGCAUUGCCGAUGGCAAGAACUGAAGGACCUCGUGCGUCAAACUGCUCUGCAUAUCCGCCAGGCAGUAGUAUACGAUGAUAGCCAUGGCUUCCCCACCGGACUUGGCCAAAUUAUCAUCAAAAACGAAGACGAGGCCUGGCGAACAUACCACCGACUCUCAACAAAUGGAUGGGAAGGUCAAAGUCUGGUAGUUACUCUCUCACGAACCAGCACACCCACCAAACCCAUCGCUGGACCUACCAGAAGCCCACCCAUCAUGUCCGGCUAUGUUUCUGGCCACUCAACCCCCCCAAGAGUUCAUGGAAACAUGAAGAUGCCUCCCUCUCCCGUCUCACCUGAAUCCGCCCAGCCUCCCACUCCAACAUUCCCAUACCCGGAGUAUGGCGUAAUGAUGCCCAUGACAAUGCCGGGACAGUUCGUCCCCAUGCUACCAGACAUGCUCCCAAUGCAAUGCUUCCCCCCUUCACCAUUAAUGAACGGAUACGAGCCGCAGUGGAUGAUGCCAUACCCUAUGACCCCAACACACACCGGAAACAGUCCCGAUCAAUACUUCUACCCUUCAUGCCACAAAGCGCCAGAUCCACAGUCCCCUUCUUUCUAUCCAGGUGCUCGCGCUGUCAUACUGGAGAACCUUCAUCCAUCCACCACGCCUGGCAACCUAAAAGACCUCAUCCAAUCCGCCGGAAUUGUCACGCAGUGUAAUGUGGCAUUGGAAAGAGACGAGACUCGAGCCUUGAUAGUCAUGCAGACCACCGAGGAGGCACAUCGUGCCGCCACUAUGUUCAACAACGUAAUGUUCAUGGGCUCUCGCAUUCGCGUCAUGGUUGAGCGUGAGCCACCGACGCGCGGUUCAAGUCUGAGUUCUGCUACCGAUAGCCCGACUUCUGAAACAGACGACUCGGUGUCUUGGGCUGAUGAGAUGAGCAGCUUGGAAAGGAAGCCUUGCAAGCCGUUGGUGAUUGAUGGGUCUGGCAAGUCGAGGGCGGAUAUGCUGUGCACGUCUGCUCCGACUUGA